UUUUGUUGUUUAGUAGAGCAGAACAUUUACUUCCUCAUUGGAUACCUGUGCGCUUUCGACGGAGCAGACACAAAUCUCACGUUUUAUACGCAGCAUAUGCAAAAUGAAGGUGUGUAAGAUCUGGCUGCUUGAGGUUCUGUGUAUUUUAUCAACUUUAAAGAUUGUCAACACAUCAGUUAACACCAGCCGUGAGCCAAAUGUCAAAAUCACCACUCAAAGUUCAAACCACAGUGCUGCAUAUCUUAGUGGUAAUGCAGUAGAUGGCUGUACAAAACAGCAUUUCGUCCACAACUGUUGUUCACAUACAAAGGCAGGUCAAAAAGAGGCAUGGUGGCAAGUAGAUCUAGAUGGACUGAUCGUUAUGGAAUACGUCAAAAUAUACUACAGAGAUCAAGGUUAUCAGCAGAAACAACGAUUUGGUGGCUAUCAAAUAUACCAGUCGAACACGUCGGAUUGGCGGAACGGUCACCUUUGCCAUAAAGACACAUCAUCAACGUCGGCCGCGUUGUCAUUGAUUCCCGAGAUCCCAUGUACAGGUAGCGCCCAGUACCUGACGAUCUACAGCGACAGACGGUCAGGAGGUCUAUCGUGGUACUCUAGUUAUGCUGUUCUGGAGCUUUGUGAGGUAGAAGUGUACGGUUGUCCGCUUGGGAAAUAUGGUGAUGGUAAUUGUGAUUCAGAUUGUGAUGUAGGCUGUGCCAAUAGCCUGUGUGAUCCAGUGACCGGAGGAUGUGCAUACUGUGCAGUUGGAUACUAUAGGUCUGGAUCUGUAUGUGUAGAAUGCCCCUCUAAUUGUUAUGAUAACAUAUGUAAUGCAGAAUCUGGUGUUUGUUCUGCGUGUACUCUCGGGUAUUAUGGCAGCCAUUGUAAUCAGACUUGCCUGUUCAACUGUAAAGACAAGCGAUGUAUGCAAAGCAAUGGAGAGUGUGAAGACUGUGAGGAUGGAUUCUUCGGAUCGUCCUGUGAUGUCUGCUCUGUUGGUUGUAUCAAGCAUGUCUGUGACAAAGUAUCCGGAAGUUGUAGUCGUAAGUAUUUAAAAAAGAACACCUGAUCUACGCACUGAUGACUAAUAUUUCAAUAUAUCUCAAAAUCUAUUUUCCUGAGUUAAAACAGAUGCGCCAGUUGACAAUUAAAUCAA
Messenger RNA from Mizuhopecten yessoensis (Yesso scallop), 1138 nucleotides. RefSeq names its product fucolectin-1-like. The transcript is spliced from 7 exons. NCBI's taxonomy places the organism in Eukaryota, Metazoa, Mollusca, Bivalvia, Pectinida, Pectinidae. The record is from RefSeq and is a predicted model, not a curated record. Bases 104 to 1051 code for a protein of 315 amino acids.